AUGCUCUACAGUCUUGCCUCGCUCCUACUGCUGACUACUAGCACCUCGGCUGCAGUAGUGAGUAGAAAAGUACCUGCUGGCUUUGUCACAACCAAAGGCAAUGUCUUCAAGCUAGAUGGAAAAGACUUCUACUUCGCCGGCAGCAAUGCCUACUACUUUCCCUUCAACGACCUUCAAUCGGAUGUAGAAGCUGGCCUCGGUGCAGCUAAGAAGGCGGGCUUGAAUGUCUUCAGGACGUGGGGUUUCAACGACCGAAACAGGACAACUCUCGCAAACGGACUACCCCAGUACGGUGGUGAAGGUGCUGGUCCCAGUCCAAACGUCCUGCAAUGGUGGAACAACGGCACACAAGAGAUCAACCUAGAGCCGUUCGAUAAAGUCGUCAAGGCUGCGGAAAAGACAGGAAUGAAGCUGAUCGUUGCUUUGACUAACAACUGGGCCGACUAUGGUGGCAUGGAUGUAUACACGAUCAAUCUGGGCUACAAGUACCAUGACGAUUUUUACCAUGUUCCAGCCAUAAAAAAGGCGUACAAGAAGUACGUAAAGGCAAUUGUCAAACGUUACGCGAAGUCCUCAGCUAUCAUGGCGUGGGAACUGGCAAAUGAACCCAGAUGCGGUGCCGAUGGCGUGCGCAACCUACCCCGUAGUGAGAACUGCACACCCGAGAUAAUCACGGAAUGGAUCGAUGAGAUGAGUACAUACGUCAAGUCGCUUGACAAAGACCAUCUUGUUACAUGGGGUGGUGAGGGAGGUUUUAACAGACCCAGCGAUGACGGCUUUUACAACGGAUUCGAUGGUGGAGACUAUGACAAAGAAUUGGCGCUCAAGAACGUCGAUUUUGGUACCUUCCACACUUAUCCCGAUUGGUGGUCAAAGAGCGUCGAGUGGGCUAACCAGUGGAUCAUCGAUCACGCCUCAGCCUCUCGUGCAGUCGGAAAGCCAGUGGUACAUGAAGAGUACGGUUGGUUGACCGAUGACAAAAGACAAGAGUAUCUAAGCAAGACUUCGAAUGUCACUAGACUCGAAGCCAUUGGACUAUGGCAAGCUACCAGUCUGAAGGAGAAGAUGCCAGACAUGUACUGGCAAUUUGGUUAUUCAGGCUUCUCGUACGGAAGGAAUCAUGACGACGGGUUCACAAUAUACCUGGACGAUGCUGAGGCUAAACAACUCGUUUACGAGCACGCGAAGAAGGUCAAUGCUCUCAACAAGAAGUGA
Alternaria arborescens is the source of this 1215-nucleotide messenger RNA. RefSeq names its product Mannan endo-1,4-beta-mannosidase C. The record is from RefSeq and is a predicted model, not a curated record. Lineage: Eukaryota; Fungi; Ascomycota; Dothideomycetes; Pleosporales; Pleosporaceae. The transcript is spliced from 4 exons. Gene Ontology annotation, molecular function: hydrolase activity, hydrolyzing O-glycosyl compounds. Bases 1 to 1215 code for a protein of 404 amino acids.